Ilyonectria robusta is the source of this 618-nucleotide messenger RNA. RefSeq lists its product as uncharacterized. Bases 1 to 618 code for a protein of 205 amino acids. The transcript is spliced from 2 exons. The record is from RefSeq and is a predicted model, not a curated record. NCBI's taxonomy places the organism in Eukaryota, Fungi, Ascomycota, Sordariomycetes, Hypocreales, Nectriaceae.
AUGUUCCUGCGCCACCGGCUCGCACAAUGGCGGGGAUCAAUGGCGGACGAAAGAGGGCUGACAAACCUCCGUGGAGGUCCAUGGUCUGCCUCCCGUCGGCUGAGAUCGGUCGAUUACCUACUCAGAUACCCCACGAUAACCAUUGGACCAUCGUCGAUCAAACAGCCUCCCAGCAUCAUCCUGCUUCGCAUCCUCCUGUCAGCGGCGCGGCGAGAGUCGGAGCCACCUCGGGCAAGGCUUUGUCCAUGGAACCCAGAACCUGGAUCCCUUGUCAAGGUUCGUCCUGGGCAGGGAAAGGUUGCUGAGAAGGCUGCAGAGAACCGCAACCGCUCCCACUCUGGACAAACGAAGUACUCCAUAGAAUCCAUCCGUCAGCAUGAGUGGGUAUUGGUAAGGGAUAACGUCCAGUCGAUGUCGUCGUCAGCACCGCCCACCGGCUGCAGAUUGCCGAUCUGCAGCACAAUCGGUGCCGAAAAUAUGAUCAGAGACAAGUCUAACGGCUUCCGGGCCGUAACCCUGUUUCUCUUCCCACGAUUGUGGCUUGAGGUAGGGCAAGCUAUUGCUCAAUUGGAGGGUGGACGUUGCAUUGUCAACGAUUCUCAGCCAGCCACCGAUUAA